This is a messenger RNA of Hemicordylus capensis (graceful crag lizard), 1938 nucleotides long. RefSeq names its product heart and neural crest derivatives expressed 1 (gene HAND1). Lineage: Eukaryota; Metazoa; Chordata; Lepidosauria; Squamata; Cordylidae. The transcript is spliced from 2 exons. Gene Ontology annotation, biological process: regulation of transcription by RNA polymerase II; heart development. Gene Ontology annotation, molecular function: protein dimerization activity; RNA polymerase II transcription regulatory region sequence-specific DNA binding; DNA-binding transcription factor activity, RNA polymerase II-specific. The record is from RefSeq and is a predicted model, not a curated record. Bases 55 to 762 code for a protein of 235 amino acids.
CCGCCAAUGGCUUCGUAGCACCGGAAGGUCGGGGGCGCCGCCGCCGCCGCCGCCAUGAACGUGGUGGGGGGCUACCAGGGCCACCCCCAUCCCCACCACCACCACCAUCAUCACCACCACCAUCACCCGCACAGCGCCCUGCUCCACGAGCCUUUCCUCUUCGGGCCGCCGCCACCGCCUCCUGCCCCAGCGCGAUGCUUCCCGGCGGCCGAGCGGCCCUUCGCGCAGGGCUGGCUGCUGAGCGCCGCCGCCGCCGAGCUCUCGCCGCCGCCGCCUCCUCCUCCUCCUCCAGAACUGGUGUGCGCGGCGGCAGCGGCGGCCGGGCUGGGCUCAUCGGGCUCGCCUUCCUCGUCCUACGGCAGCAGCCCCUCGGAGCUUGGCGGGCGCCUGGGGCGGCGGAGGGCGGUGGCGGCGCCUGGCGCUCCCCGCAAGGAGCGCCGCCGCACCGAGAGCCUCAACAGCGCCUUCGCCGAGCUGCGCGAGUGCAUCCCCAACGUGCCGGCCGACACGAAGCUCUCCAAGAUCAAGACGCUGCGCCUGGCCACCAGCUACAUCGCCUAUCUCAUGGAGGUGCUCGCCAAGGACGGCCCCGCCGCCGAGGGCUUCAAGGCCGAGCUCAAGAAGGCCGAGCCCCGCGAAGCCAAGAGGAAGCGCGACCUGCCGGCCGAGGUUUACUCGCACUCUUUAGGCCCCGGAGAGAAAAGGCUUAAAGGCAGGACUGGCUGGCCUCAGCAGGUCUGGGCGCUGGAACUGAAUCAAUGAUACCGGCUCUUUCGAGACGAAAGACCCAACUCCACGGUUGCUGGUCGCUCCUCUCUGCCUGACGCCCCCUCCCUGCCCCCUAAAGCCCAACCAUCCUCCGAAGCAGCGUCCGUCGUCGGCGUGGUUUUCUCCUGGCAAGUCGCUCUCCCUCCGGCAGCCUCGGAGCGUGGGAAGAGCCACCGCCUGGCUGUGAUGUGCAAUGAGGAGGCUGCAGAGCGGGGCUGGCCGGGAAGGUGCUACACACCUUACUCCGGAGGAGGAGGAGGAGGAGGAGGGAAGAGCUCUCCCUCCCCCAGAAAAUGGGCCGCCAGCUGCUUUGAUCCGCGAUGAAGCCGAGGACUGGGCGCCACUUGGACUCAUCCGCGCCAACAGCCCGCUGCCGCCGCGACGUUGGGAGGAAAGAAGCGCCUUGGGAACCGAUGGGAUGUGGAACGUGUGAAGGAAGCAGCAGGGUGUAAUCGAUGUGGAGACUGAGCGGGGUGGUGGUGUGUAGACCGCCCGAAAUCUCGUGUUGCACAACGAGUGGCUUCAGCCGCAGGAGUGAAACAGCCGACCUUGAACACGUGACUGGGAAGCGAGGGCCAAAUCACACGUGACGUGGGUGACGGGUCGCAUCCUUGCAAACACGCCCGGGCUAUUGUCUUGUGCAGAGAGUAAGCCGUGGGAGCCAGCCGGAUCGGGGUGGUGGGGCUGUAACACCUUGCCUCCCACUGUGGCCACGAUCCCGACCCCCCUGCUAUUUUACACAGCGGGAGGGGGGAGCUUCCAUUGGGCGCUGGUGGAAGUGGGGGGUAUUCAUCCGCUCCCACCCAAAUAUUUCAGUCCAAGAAUCUUUCUCCACGACUUCUUGGCACAUUGAGGUAGACCAAAGUUCCACUCAUCUGCUGCGACUGACUUCAAAGUAUGACUGAAAUUCUAAGUAUGCCCAUGCAUAAGUAGUUCCCUCUGAAAUCAAAUUUGCUUCCCAUCCACGUCAACUGAGAGCAAAUUCAAGGAUAACGGAAUCAGGCGUGCUACCACUUUUUCAAUGACUUUAGAAAUGGCCUUGAAGUAGAUGUCCUCUUGCCAGCGGGUAUAUAUAGUAUUAACCAGAAAAAUUAUUCAUGGCUACAGAUCAUAAGGUCAUUUAAAAUGACCUUAAAGCAGGAGAUGUCCUCUUGCCAGCGGAUAUAUAGA